This is a messenger RNA of Salvia miltiorrhiza (redroot sage), 2334 nucleotides long. RefSeq lists its product as uncharacterized. The transcript has 5 exons. Lineage: Eukaryota; Viridiplantae; Streptophyta; Magnoliopsida; Lamiales; Lamiaceae. The coding region runs from base 262 to 2247 and encodes 661 amino acids. The record is from RefSeq and is a predicted model, not a curated record.
GCUGGCAGGUAACUAUCUCUCCCUCACUUCUUCAUUUCCAUCUCCGAUCAAUUAGGUCCCCUUUCAACCUCUUCUGAUUCAGAUUUCUCUGCUAAUUUCUUUUUUAUUUUAUUUUUCAGCUCAAAAGUCUAUUUUCUUUUAUUUAUUCAAAGAAGCCAUGAACUCCGCACCCGAAUUUUACCCCUAUUUGGUUGCUUCCAUCCGAAUUCAAAACCUUGAUUAAAAUUGCAUAUAUCCCAUGAAACAAAGAAAAAAGAAAACAUGAGAAAUCUCCAGUUUUUGAACAUGGGUUCCAAUCCUGGGUUUCUCUGCCAAAAACUGGUGUCUCUUUUUCAUGCCAUUUCUUUAUUUCUGAUCAAAUUUAUCUCCUAUUUUUCCAGGUUGCAAAAAUUUGGAUUCUCGUCGAAGAAGAAUGAUAAAGAUAUGAUAUUUCUUGAAGCAGGGCGUGAAGCUGAAAAUCAUGAUGGAGACAAAUCGGAGCUGCUGCAUUUGAAAUUCAAGUUUCCGACGUUUGAUGAGUUCAGCAGAAUCCGUGACGUAAGAGAUGAUUCCCAUAAUCCUAAAUUCUCAUCUUCUGCGAGAACUAAUACACACGAAUUCACGUCUACAACGACAAGAUCGGUCACUACCUUGAUUGAGGUACUGACCACUUUCCCUCUAAGAGAAAUCGAAGGUGAAGAGCUUGCGAAAGUCGAUGAGGAAAUUACAGAAGAGGUUGAGCAGAGAGAGGAAGAAGCCAUUGAGGGAAAUGGUAAGAAGGUUGACGCAACGGAGUUUGCAGAAAAUAAGGUACAUUCAGUUGUAGGAGUAGUAGGAACUAGAGAUGAUUCCGUUGAUGAAUCCGAAUUUUAUUCUGAGAUAACCAGUGAUGGUUUCUUGUCUGAUGGAGCUCUUGGAGAAAGAUUCGACGUUGUCAGUGAUAGCUUCGGAGAGAAUAAGGAAUCUCCAAUGUCUUUAGGUGAGAUGAAGAAAGUAGAAGAGCAAGAUUUUGCAGAUUUCUUGUCAGAAAAAGAUUUUAAAGUGAAUGCAGAUAAGCAGAAUAAUGGUGAAGGAUUUGUAUCAGUAGAUAGUGUUCGAGAAUCGAGCCUAUUAGAAAAAGAUUGCAGCCCGUUUGAUAAUACAAACAAGUUGGAGUCGUUGUGGGAGCAUCAAGAACUGAUUGAGCAGUUGCAGAUGGAGCUUAGGAAGGUGAAGGCCACCGGUCUGCCCACCAUAGCAGAGGAAUCGGAGACGCCUAAGGCCAUCGAUGAGUUGAAGCCGUGGAAGAUAGACGAGAGCGACGAGGUGCAGCACCAAGAUUGUAUGGGAGAGCUUCACAAAUUCUACAAGAGCUACAGAGAAAUGAUGCGUAAAUUUGAUAUCCUCAACUACCAGAAGAUGUAUGCCAUGGGUUUUGUGCAACUGAAGGAUCCCUUGGAAUCAAAAUCACAACAAAAACUGAAUCCAGCGGCGAUGCUAAAGUCCCUAGUCUCCCAUAAAAAGCAGGGCAGCAACCCAAUCAAGACGCUGAUGAAUGAGCUGCAGGGCGACGUGGAAGCCGUAUACGUGGGGCAGAUGUGCCUCUCCUGGGAAUUCCUGCAUUGCCAAUACCACAGAGCCUUAGAGCUAUGGAGCUCUGAUCCGCACGGCCUCCGCCGAUACAACGAGGCCGCCGCCGACUUCCAGCAGUUCCAAGUGCUCGUUCAACGGUUCACCGAAGACGAGCACUUCCAGGGGCCCCGAGUGCACAGCUAUGUCAAGACUCGAUGUGUUCUUCGCAAUCUUCUUCAAGUUCCUCUCAUAAGAGAGGACUGCUUGGAAGAGGAAAGGAAAAAGGAGAGAGACGAAUAUGUGAUUACUAGUGAAAUGCUGGUAGAGAUGGUUGAAGAAUCGAUACGAAUAUUUUGGGAUUUCGUUCGAUCGGAUAAGGAUUUCCACAACAAGCAGCCUCAGCUUCAUACCCGUGAAGACAGCAAGCUGUUGAUACAGCUUCGAAGAAUUCUUCAAAAGAAAGAUAGGAAGCUGAAGGAUAUAUUGAGGAGUGAGAAGUGCAUAUUGAGGAAAUUCCGAAAGCGUAGGGAAGAUGAAUAUUGUAAUGAAGGUCUUCAUUUUUUUGCACAAGUAGAUGUCAAAUUAGUGUCACGAGUUUUGAACAUGUCAAGAAUUAGUAGGGACCAACUCAUUUGGUGCGAGAACAAGUUGAGCAGGAUUAGCUUUGUCAACCGCAAAAUCUAUGUCGAACCCGCUUUUUUGCUAUUUCCAUGUUAAUUACACCUACUUCAUUUUAUAUAUACUAGGAAAACCCAGUCGGUUUUUUAUUAAAUCUUUUACUAAUAUAUCUUGGCCUUUUAAUUU